AUGAUAAUAGCUGGAAACACGACAAAACUCGCGCAAUCAGCUGUUCUUCUCAACGCUCCAUUGGCAUGUCAUCACGGGAUGGCAAAUAUCACUUUCAAUCCAAACCAGUUCAUUACAUAUUGGCUUACAAUCUCAACUAAUGUCGAGGUGAUGGCGGUGAGACCGGAGCCAAGGAGAGGACAUUUGAUGGUAAUCGAACGCGGCAAAGCGGAUUGUCAUUUCCUGAAGGAGAGCGGUCAUGUCUGUUCGGCGUUGAUCCCCGCUGUCAAACAGCCGUAUCGAUUGGCCAUUCGAGCUUUUAACCUUCGCGACAAUACGGUUGGAUCAAUGGUGCUUAUCAACAAUAUCACCGUCAAAGCUGAUUUAUGCAAUGAGUCGCCUUUUCCACUUCUAUUCAACUCUGUUCCUUUUGAAGCCCCGUCCACGAGCUCAUCCAUCUGCUUUGAAAGAGUGUUGGAGUGUAUCGAUCCGAUUAAGGGAUGUCGG
Messenger RNA from Mesorhabditis belari, 486 nucleotides. Lineage: Eukaryota; Metazoa; Nematoda; Chromadorea; Rhabditida; Rhabditidae. The record is from the annotation of a GenBank genome assembly.